GCAUGUAUCUCCCCAGACCCUGUACAGAUAACUCGCAAAGUCUACACAGAGCCCCACGCUUGUACCUCUACACCUAUCUACCAACAGCACUCAGGAGAUCACCUUUAUACUGACUCUAAAACUCAUGUACUCUAUCAGUGCUCCAUAGGAGAGCACAGUCCUUACAUUGACUCUAAAAAACAGGAACGUUUUAACUCAUAUGUGUAUGCUUCAUAUCCUGAGGCUGGGGACUCUACUAUAAAACAUGAGGACUCUACUGACAGUGAUCAGUUAGAAGAUGAUGUAUUUUACGAGCCUGGUGAACUUGAGAAACUGACAAAUAGUAUAUUCAAUGAGCUUAAACAGUUAGGUCAGGGUGAUCUUGGUCAAUUUCAAAUACCUGAUAUUAUUGUUACCAAUGUAGAUGGUGUAAUUGGAGGUGGUCAUUGUAUGAAUAUUGAGUAUAUUAAAUCUGAUCAUGCUGAUAAGAUUUUCCAUGGUUUUCAAAGUCCACAUUUCGACAACCUUUGUGUGCCCAUUGAUUCAGAUGGUCCCUAUGCUAAAAGACCCAAAAUGCAAAAUAUUGAAGUUAUGAGGGGUCCCCCUAUGCAAUUUACCAGUUCAUCUGGUUUUCUUCAACAAGGGACUUCGGCUGGUUAUAUCUCCCCUGGUGAGAAUGGGCCAGCAUAUUCAUCAUUGAGCAGCUCCGAUUCAGCAUCACCAGGGACUGUAAUCUCAAUUCAGGAUAACAGCCCAAGGAAACGCUCUCGUUUAUUUAUGUCACCAGAUACUGAACAAGCCAUAAAACUUGAGGAGGAAGCUCGUAUCAGUCCCUUAGGUGAUGUCAGACAGACUCCACCACCCAAAAUGACAUUCAGAAAGAAGCGCUCAACUAGUAUCAAAUAUGUAGGUACUAAGGCCAAGGAUGCUCGAUCAAGCACUCCAGAUAAGCGAGAAUCAAGAAGUCAUGAUAAAAGCUCAAUGAAUGAACCAGAAGUAAGUCCUAUUGCAUUCACAGCUGUUCCAGAUGGUUCACAACUUGAACAAAAAUAUGGGAGAAAAAAGAAACGAAGAUUUAGGAGUUCUUGGUCUGCCUCAAAGUUUGUGGAGAGAUUUAGAAUCAAAACACAAACAAAAAGUGCCCCUAGCCUUAUUUUGCCUGAGGAAAAGCCAACAUCAACCUGCAAGUAUCAAAGCCCAGAGGAGAAUAGUCAGACAUCACUUCAACCAGCAUUGGAUGUUCCUAUUGCUUGUAAAAACUCCUCUACUCAAUCGACAGGGAGUCAUAAGAAACUGGUCACAUUCAACAAUAGAUCUGGAGCUUCUGAUAAUAUAAAUCAACAGAAUGAUGUUCCUGAAAUUGGUGACGAGUUUGAUGAUUUGGACUUUGUUAAGGCUCCUAGUAGAAAGACCAGAUUAAGACCAUUCAGAAGAUCUAAGCUCUUACACCCCCAAGAGCUGACUGAUAGUGUUCUACUGGCCAAGAAGCGACUUUCACAGUCUCCUAUUAGGCCAGAUCAUUCUAUAGAAGCAACUGAAGGUUUGACAGUAGAGUAUAUCAACAACAUCGAGGAGGAACAACCAAAGGAGGAUGAAAAUGAGGAUAUGACUGUUGUUGAAGGUAAUGUAGAUGUUGAUGAUAAGGAACAGAAUGAGCCAAUUGAACAACUGUUGAGACCUGAGUCAAGUAUGUCCAUCUCAUCAAGGAUUAUUUCCUUCCUUUCUCACCCAUUGGGAAGGUCAUUAAGAGUUGGAGCUGGGGAAAGACCAGUGACAAGAAAACGUUCAUUCUUAGAAAGAGCCUUCAGAAGACCUACAGCAAAAACACAAGAUGAUACUCCUUGGGUUAAAGAAGAAUGGAAAAAUGGAAUACAAGGUUUUACUAUCAAUAUGGAUCUGGUGAAAAAGCACACACCAUCAGCUGCAUCCUUUCAUUCUACAACUGAAGACUUAACCCAACCAGAAUCAACUAUUGAUGAACAAGAAGACACUAUUGCCAACACUCCAGUUGCUCCGAGUGAGACCAAGGUUGACUAUGCUGACCAAUCCACCAUGUUACAUUCCUAUGUCUCUGAUAACACUCCACAUGGUACCAACAAUAACACUCCCGCAUCUGUCAUAUAUCCAAGACCAACAGAUUUCAAAGAGGGCUUAGAACGAGAAACACGAUUUACAAAUGCCAUGAGAGCAAAAUCUGCGGAUGAUCCAAUCCCAACAAGUCAGAAAGCAGAUACAAUUUCUAAGCUUUACAGAGACAAGCCAUCAUAUGAGUCAAGAAGGCGGCUUCUUGAAGCUAGGAAAGAGUUCUUUAGCCCAAUGAUAACCCCGGUUCCUACCCCUGUCAAAGAGGAAUUCCAGCGAGAAACUGUAUCCUUAGAUAGAACAUCAGCAUCAUUCAAGAAGGUCUUAGAUUAUAUUAACACACAAAAACCUACAUGCGAAGAUGAGAAGGACUUGACCCCAGUUAAUAAAGCUCUUAAACAUACUGAUCCAUUACAGAUACCUCUCAAUGCACCAGCAAGGCCCAUAAUGUCUGAUGAUGACUUCAAAAAGUAUGAACGGGCAUUUAAGAAUGAUGAUACCAUGUUAAGUGACAGGUCAAACAAAUCAAAUGCCUCCAAAAAACGAUACAGUGGAGUGGAUAUGUUGAUUCCAAGUGACGAGGAAGAUGGAUUUUUGUCUGCACGUCAACCUACUGCAGAAGCUGAAUCUCUCCCACCACAGGUAGAAUCGGCAAUGCAGGUUAAUCUGAGGAAAAGGAAAUCAUUAAGAGAUGUUCUUAAAAAAUGGACACCACGUAAGCUGAGGAAACGAUUACAUAGAAACAAGAAACAGCCAGCUGCCUUAAUGGAAGUUCAAAACAUCAAGAGUUCACCUGCUGUAGCCCCACAGGGAUUUGUAUCACCAGAUGAAUCCAAAUCACCUCUGAAAGAAAUCCAAGUGAUGUCAGUACAGGUAGAAAGCCUCCCCCAGGGCUCAUCUGCCCAUUCUUCCGCCAACAGUUUCAGAGAUACCAGAUUCAGGUGUAGGAAUCCGAGUGGCAAGGAAAGUAUUGAUGGAUAUGAUUAUGUUGACAGUGCUCAGAAACAAGAAAGUGAAUCUCUAACCAAUUAUCUGAGUUACGAUGAACAUAGUACUGGUGGUGGAAGUGGCGUUGGUGGAACAAUCCAGGGAAAAUUCAGGCAUAAAAGUGGAGGAAGUGAUAAAUAUACACCAAAUGCAGCUACAAAAUUCAUCUAUACACCUACUUUCAAAACAAAUAAAGAACAAACAAAAUCUACCCAAAAACCACAAAGAAUUCCAAGCUAUAUUUACAAAUCUUUAGGAGAUAAAGGAAAAGUUGAGCAUGUUGAGUCAAAAACAGAGAUGACUCCACAGAGAAUCCCAAGCUAUAUAUAUAGGUCACCAGGGUAUGUUAUGAAGGAAUUCAAAUUGAAAGCAAUGGGAGGUUCUGGAACCCUUCUGCCACAACUCCAUACUCCUAAAGUCCACAAACAUGAGUCUAAUGACAAUGUCCCAGAACCCAUAAAAUCUACGGAAACCAAGCACACACCAAAAGGAGAAGCCAAAGAAUUGAUGGAAGAUAUUUGGGCAAAGGUUGGGGAAGAGAUUAGAUCAUUUAGUUUCAGUAAAGAUGAUUCAGCAUCUGAUUCCAUAAGGAAAAGCAUGGAAGAUGAAAAUGUCCAAGAUGAAAUCAUUGCUAGGGAAGAAAUAAAGGUGAAAUCUCCUGAUAGUUUAUUCAACAAAUGUACACAUCUUAUCUCCAAAGAUAUCCUGGACCAACACACACCUAUAAGACGAGACCCAGAUCAAGUGCUCAGCAAUACAAGCAUUGGCACUUUGUCUAAUGAAGGUCUAGUGUUAGAUGCACCCCUGUUCUCCAACUAUAACACCCCAGUUGACUCAGCGACUCCAUUAAAGCAGGAUGAUAGUGUUUUCACAACCAAGACAACAGAGUUAUUAAAAAAUAUAACCACCCCUAAUGUUGAUUUUUAUAACAUUGCCAACUGGGAGGUUUCUUCAUCGGAUGGCUCUCAACUGACCACACCACAUACAACUCCAAGAUCACCUACUAGACUUAUGCCACAUAUGACAGAAGCAAUCUUAGCUGACCACAAUGACCUUGUGUAUGCCACACCAACCAAAUAUACAUUAAAGGAUAAUGAUAUCAAAUUGCGAAGUGUUCCCAAAGAGGAGGAAGGAGCAGUGAAACGAACACCACUCAAGACUCAACCUACCAUUGAUGAUGCAAUUGAUGGUAGCCUCGAUACAUCUGAGUUGAUUGAUCAGUUUGUCUGUGAAACCCUCACUAAAACUUCUGGUGAACUGAUACAGGAACCUGAAAAUACAGUCAGUCCACUCAGUAGAGAACAAACCUUAGUUUGUGAAGAAAGAAUAAAUGCGACCAAUGAUGAUGCAAUUGACACUAGGCUCAACACAUCUGAGUUGAUUGAUCAGUUUGUCUGUGAAACCCUCUCUAAAGUUUCUGGUGAACUGAUACGGGAACCUGAAAAUACAGUCAGGCCACUCAAUAGAGAACAAACCUUAGUUUAUGAAGAAAGAAUAAAUGCGACCAAUGAUGAUGCAAUUGACACUAGCCUCAACACAUCUGAGUUGACUGAUCAGUUUGUCUGUGAAACCCUCUCUAAAGUGUCUGGUGACCUUAUACAGGAACCAGAAAAUACAGUCAGUCCACUCAGUAGUGAACAAGCCUUAUUGAAUCAAGAAAGAAUAAAUGCUACUAGCAAUGAUGCAAUUGACACUAGCCUCAACACAUCUGAGUUGACUGAUCAGUUAGUCUGUGAAACCCUCUCUAAAGCUACUGAUGAACUAAUAGAAGAACUAGAGAAUACAAUCAGACCACUCAGUAGAGAACAAGCCUGUGUGUAUAAAGAAAGAAUAAAUGCUUUCUUCACAGGGUUAGAUUACAAAGUUGACAAAACCAACCUGGAAAAGGAGACACAUCAUGCGAAGAUAAGUGCCCUUGAGUUUCAAAAACGGGCUCAGUAUCUUCACAACCUUCUCAUAAAGCAAGAGGAGGAAGAUGCCAAGGGCAAUGAAGAUAAAAAGGAUGAGCUUCAGGAGUCAUUUAAAGAUGAAUUAGAGAGCUCUACGAGUGAUCUAAAUGCUACAGGGGAGACGAUCGCGACACCAAGUAAGGAAACAGGGAUUUGGUUGAAACAUUCCCUUGAUAGAACACCAAGCUAUCUCCAUAAUAGCACCAUGGAGGAAACGGAGGAUAUCAGCAAUGUGGCUGUACAGGGAAGCUUCCUUGCUAAUGAUAGUAGACUGUUUGAUGAUGCCAACUGCACCAUACCUGAUAACAGUGAGCCUGCUGUAUCAGCCAGUAACUCUGGCUCUAGUGUUAACUGUCGACAAAUCUCAUCUUUAUCUGUAUCAGAAGGGACAUAUUAUACAGCCUCUGAGGCUUAUGUUACAUACUCUGAAUGUGAGUUAACAACUGCAUCUGAAGGUUGGAGCUCGGCUACAUUAUGUACAGAUACGGAUUCAAAAACCAGUAGUCACUCAAUUGUGACAAACCUAACCAAUAUACCAGGAGUUGGCAUCAAAGAUGAACUUCUGACAAAAGAUUCAGACCCACCUAGAAGUGAAUCUGAAUUAUCUGAGGUAUCAAGAGGAGUUGAUAUUGCAUAUGAUACAGAUGAUGCCUAUGGUGAUGUUGAUACUGCAGUGUCCAACACAUCAAGUGAGUGUCCAGAUGAUCUCUCAACAGCUUCAAGGUUCUCUGAACAACUUGAAGAGUUUGUUCAAGAUAUCAUACAUAAGUGUUAUAUACGGGUCAAAGAGGAAGAAAGCGAGAACAUGGCAGAUGUUUCUAAAGAAGAUGAUGUGGUUUAUGUAUAGGUUGAAAUGUAGAUGUACAAGAUAUCAUACAGAAGUGUUAUGUACAGGUCAAAGACGAGGAAAGCGAGAACAUGUCAGAUGUGACUAAAGAAGAGGAUGUGGUUUAUGUAUAGGUUGAAAUGUAGAUGUACAGGAUAUUAUUCAUUGGUGUUAUGUUAGGACUAAAGCGAAAAGGAAUGAAAUUAUAGAUGUUGCGAAGGAAUCGAUUGAUUCUGUAGGAUGUGUAGGUGACAUACUAAGGGGAUUGAUCAGAUCAAUGGUGAUUCUUUUAGUGUUUAGUAUUUCAUGUUUUCUAAGAUUUAGUAAAUUAUGUGAUUGACAUGAAUGGCUGAAAACCUAAAUUAUUAUGUGCCACAUGCCAUAGUGCGAUCAAAGACACAACCUGUAGAGGACAGUACAGUAAACAGUGCCAUAUCAUUCAUUACAAUGUAAAUAUGUUGAGUAUUUCUAUUAAGUGAAGAUGUGUAGAAGGUCCUGGGGUUGAUUGUGAAGAGAAAGAGAUAAUGAUUAUGUUAUGAAAUGAAAUGGAACUUUGUUUGAUAGAAGUUGAACUCGGGUAAUCUUAACAUUUAAUAGUUGAUCUUUGGAGACCUCCAGAUUGGAUCUCAUAAGAUUGAAACUUUGACAUUUACUUGAUCUUUUGGGAUAUUAAGACAUUUUGAAUCAAAUUGAAACUUAAUUAAAGCAAUUGAACAUUUCUAUGAUUGCUGUACAGUACAGUGUAUGAUGUUAUUGUAUUGUACACCAAUACUAAUAAGUCAUGACAUUGAUAUUUACAUACUACUACAUGACAGUAUCUCCAAAACUUAGAAAGGCCAAAAGUCAAGAUGUUCUAUUUACCUUGUACUCAACAGUAAGUGGGCAGGAAUGCUCUUCAGAUGAGGUAAUAACAAUGUAAAGGUCAGCUAAGCACUAAGCCUCAGUAUUUCCUUAAUGCUCCGAUGAGUGCACGUAUCCAUUGAAAAAUUGAAAACACUGGUGAUGACAUCAUAGAAGAAUAUGAUGCUCUCUACAAUAAGGCUAAGAUAAAUGGACACAACAUUUCUAGCUCAAAUAAUAAAGUUAGAGCUAUUUGAAGAUUGUUGUCUUAAUUAGUGUUGUCGCGAUGUGCCAUAAUCGUACAUCGAUGCAUCGGCAAUUUUCAGUAGUAAACAUCGAUGCACAUCGCGAUGUACAUCGAGAAAAAGUCCGAAAAAAGUGCACUGAAAUACCGAACGCUAAUGCACUAAAAUACCGAACAGAACAAAUUAAUAAGACUACGCUGGUACAUCAGGGAACUUUUAGUAACGGUGAAAUGAAAGUAAAGUAAUUUUUUUAGAUUAAUGGUUCAUUUCGACUAGCUGAAACAGUUUUAAAGCGAAAGAAUAUCAGAAACAUCAAGGAAAAUGCAAUAAGACAUGAGAAAGGUAAGCGAUUGGCGUCAAAAUAAGAUAAGAAAUGGUGAUUUUUAGCAAAUUAAAUUUUUUUUAAAACAUCGAUGUUUUGUUUCAGACAUCGAUGCAUCGCCAGAAUCAGCUUUGGCGAUGUAUAUCGCGAUGUAUCGAUUAAUCGCGACAACACUAGUCUUAAUGUCUUUGUAAUAUAUCGAUUAAUCUAUUGAGGAGGUUUGACCAGUCAAUAAAGAGUUAAUGGCGGGGGGGGGGUAUACUAUUAGAAGGUAUUGGAGUCUUAAAAAGUUAUAUCAAUAGCCAGAUAGAUAAGGUAUUUCAAAGUAAGGUAUUAAAUCUACAGUGAUAUCUGAAAAACUACCCCUCUUUAAUUUAUCAUCUAUAAGGAAUAUUGCCCCAGAGGAACAUUUGAUGCAGAACAUAAAUUGUUUAUGUGGUAGGGGCCAAACUAUUUCCAUGGUCAUUCCCAGAACUUGUAAUAUAUUUGUGUAUUAUAAAUGGAUGUUAGGAUCACUCAGGAAUUUAAGGAUAUAUUUUCUCAUAUACAUGUAUAUAUAUGUUAUAAGUCUCAAUUGUUUAAACUGAUAAAUGAUAUAUUGUUGAAGUUUCAAGUUCAGUUAGGGAUAACAUCCAAUUAUCAACAGUUAUGGAAUAACAAAGUUACUUUUGUUAGAGGUGGGGGGGGGGGUAAAUGAUGCUUUCAUUAGCGAAUUGUGUUGAUCUUUUAAUAUUCAAGUGAAAGACAAAUCAACAUUUUAAAAUUUCAUUAGAUGAGGAGAGGGGGGUCAAACUAAAUUGAAAUUAAUUUAGUUUACCCAUGCCUGUUGAUUAUUGGACAUCAUUCCUUAUAAUUAUACAGAUUAUACUGGUAUUUGUAUAUGAUGAAAAUAUCAUUGACAAAUAUGAAAUUAUGACAAUAAAAAUAUGAUUACACUGUUAACUUUGUGUAUAAUCAUCUUAUAGUGUAUCAACACAUGUUUAAAAGUUCAUUUCAUCUACCUACCGUAUAAUGUAUUUUAUAUUGUUAUAUCAGUUUGUAUAAAUGUUAGUAUAACUUAAGUGUAAAGUUCAGAGAUACAGACAAGCUGUUAUUCUGCACAAUAGUUCAUAUAAAUGAUAUGUAAACUUGUUAAUUACCCUGUUGUUUAGUGUUACAUAUGAAAUAAACAAAUGUGAUAAAUAGCAUUGUAUACUUAUCAGCUUUGGUUCAACAGCUGUAGAAGGAGGAAAAUAUGUUACAUGAGCACAAAUGUUGAAAUCAUUUAAUAUUGGGGGCAUCUCAAUGUUGAACUCAUGAAUAGGGAAAAAGCUCGCUUAGGUUCCUCUGUUUGGAGGAGUUUUCUCUGUAUUAUUUUAAUCUCUUUAUUACCUGUCUUUAAAUCAAUGACUGUCAAGCUUGUGUGUUAAUUCUCAAUCUCUCUCCCUAGUCUUGUUGUAAAGUGGAGUAAACCUGUAAAGUGGAACACCUCCCUAGUGGAGCACUAUUUUAAGCCCUUGAAGACAUUCUAAUUUCAUAGGCUUUACUCUUCUGAAGAAGACUGGGAUAUAGUUUGAGAAUGCUACAUUUGUC
This is a messenger RNA of Owenia fusiformis, 8802 nucleotides long. The record is from the annotation of a GenBank genome assembly. Lineage: Eukaryota; Metazoa; Annelida; Polychaeta; Sabellida; Oweniidae.